GCCUGGGUUCCGAGCCUGGCUCGCCACGCUGUGAGGGGCGAGCCCCAGUCUGCAGGCAGCGGGCCCAGGAAGGGCUCGGCCCGGCUGGGCGGGCGGUGAGUGGGGGCGCCGGGGAGAGGCCGAGGCAGGACAUCGCUGUCUGGAGGAAGUGGUCGCAGGGCCGUGGGGGUCGGAGCCGAAACGCGGCUGGUACCGGAGAGACUCCACCCGCCCCCUCCAGUCAGCUCUGGAGCAGCGCGGGGGGGUCUGUGCCGCUGAGCCCAGCAGGGUCCCCCCAGCUGAGCCCGCCUUGGGGCAGCAGUCGGAGCGGGGUUUCCAGAUCAGCUGUGCGGGUUUACGUCCUGUCCCGGAGGUGAGAAGAAAGGAGGGAAUCCGCAUCCGGCCGGGACUUGGAGCCCAGAGCUGCACAGGCCCCUGGCGGGGAGCCCCAAAGCCCUGAACAGGGAGAGACACCAGCCUGAGUCCGUACGGGGCUGAUUGGCACCAGGGAGACACCGCUCCCCCCCGCCCCAUCCCAGGGUAGAGACAUGGAAGAAAAAUCCCACAGAUGUUCUGACUGCAGUAAAAGCUUUAAGCAGAGCUCGACCCUAAGGAGGCACCAGCGAACCCACACGGGGGAGCGACCCUACAAAUGUCUCCAGUGUGGGAAGAGCUUUGCUGACAGCUCCAACCUCCUUCGCCAUCAGAGGAGCCACACGGGGGACAGACCCUACACGUGUGCGCUGUGCGGGAAGAGCUUUGGGCAAAACUCGAGCCUGAUGAAGCACUGCAGGACUCACACGGGUGAGAGACCCUACAGAUGUGAUGAGUGUGGAAAGAGCUUCUCGGAAAGCUCCAAGCUCCUAGAGCACCAGAGGAUUCACACAGGCCUGAAACCCUACAAAUGCCUUAACUGUGGGAAAGUGUUUUGCCACAGCUCCUCACUGACCAACCAUCAGCGGGUCCACACAGGUGAGAGACCCUAUAAAUGCCCCGAGUGCGAGAAGACUUUUGGACGCCGCUGCAUGCUCAUUCGACACAUGAGGAUCCACACAGGGGAGCGACCUUACAAAUGCCCCCACUGCGGAAAGACCUUUGCCGUUCUCUCAGUCCUGAUCCAGCAUGAGCGGAUCCACACAGGGGAGAAACCCCACAAAUGUGCCCACUGCGGGAAGUGUUUCAGCGAUCCCUCCGUCCUGACCCGGCAUGAGCGCAUCCACACAGGCGAGCGACCCUACAAGUGUGUUCAUUGCGGGAAGGGCUUCAGUCAAAGCUCCACCCAUGCCCAGCAUCUGAGAACCCACACUGGGGAGCGGCCCUAUAGAUGUGAUGAGUGUGGGAAGAGCUUCAGUGUAAGUUCCAGCCUUGUUGUCCACCAGAGGAUCCACACAGGAGAGAGACCCUAUAAAUGUCCCAAUUGUGGGAAGAGCUUUAGCGGCUGGCCAAAUUUUAGCAGGCAUCUGAGGACCCACGCCCAGGAGUAAACCCGACAGGUGACCCAAUUCUGGGAGAUGUUACUGUGAGCACUUAGGGCUCUUUAGAGAGAACCCACCCAUUGGAGAGAUGCUGUAAAUGCCCCAACUGUAGCCAGAGCUUCUGUCUCAGCUCGGAGCUUCGUAGGUACCAGAAAAUCCACAUGGGGGGUAACCCUAUAAACGCUCCAACUGAUGAAAGAGCUUUAGUCCCAGGCUGUACCUUAUUAUUCAUCAGAGGAUCCACAGCAGAGACAGGCCUGAGAAAAAUAAAUGUGGAGACCAAUUCUCCAGAUCAUCCUGAAU
This is a messenger RNA of Chelonoidis abingdonii (Abingdon island giant tortoise), 1757 nucleotides long. RefSeq lists its product as uncharacterized. Gene Ontology annotation, biological process: regulation of transcription by RNA polymerase II. NCBI's taxonomy places the organism in Eukaryota, Metazoa, Chordata, Testudines, Testudinidae. Gene Ontology annotation, cellular component: nucleus. Gene Ontology annotation, molecular function: DNA-binding transcription activator activity, RNA polymerase II-specific; RNA polymerase II cis-regulatory region sequence-specific DNA binding. The record is from RefSeq and is a predicted model, not a curated record.